GGCGGGUGUUGGCUGCUCAAUAGAUGGCGUAAGCAUCAAUAAUAUUAGUUAUGCAGAUGACAUGGUGUUGCUGAGCCCCUCAGUUAGUGGCCUCAGAAAGCUGUUACGUAUUUGUGAGGAGUAUGCAGAGGAGAACGGACUCAGCUACAACUCAAAAAAGAGUGAGUUUCUUGUCUUCAGAGGGAGGAACAAACCUAUAACCUUUACUCCUAGCAUAUAUCUGUGCGGUACCCCUCUGAAGCAAGUAGCUGAGUUCAAGUACCUCGGCCACGUGGUGACUGAGCGCCUCGAUGACGACAAAGACAUGGAACGGGAGCGCAGGGCGCUGUCGGUCCGCGGCAAUAUGUUGGCUCGCAGAUUUGCACGCUGUACAACGCAGGUAAAACUGACCCUUUUCAGAGCCUACUGUCAAUCUUUUUACACGUGCAGUCUGUGGAUGAACUAUACGCAGCGGUCCUACAGCGCCUUACGUGUUCAAUACAACAAUGUGCUGAGGGCGAUGCUGGGAAAACCACGGCACUGCAGCGCGUCCGCAAUGUUUGCGGAUGUGCGCGUGGAUGAUUUCUACGCGAUCAUGCGCAAGCGUGCGGCGUCUAUGAUAAGCAGAAUCGUGACUAGUACCAACUCCCUCCUCAGCGCGUUGGCAUGGAAGCUGGACGGCCCCCUCUGGAGGACCUGGAACGCUGCACAUGUUGAAACAAGGGCGCCUAAAAGGUGGUUUUGAAAUGUAGUUAAUUUUAUAGCUAGUAAGUACUAACAUAGUUUUUAAGUUAUUGUUACUAACACUUUGAUCUAGGUUUAGCUACUAAUAUAGGAUUAAGUAAAUAAUGUUACUAACACAUAAAUAUGGACUAUGUAUAAUGGUCUGAAAUAAACGUUAUUAUUAUUAUUAUUAUUAAAAGCGUUGUGUUAUUUUAAUUAUUAUAAAAUGU
Molecule: messenger RNA, 932 nt
Organism: Maniola jurtina (meadow brown)
Lineage: Eukaryota; Metazoa; Arthropoda; Insecta; Lepidoptera; Nymphalidae
Exons: 2
Coding region: 62-724 (220 amino acids)
Source: RefSeq, a predicted model, not a curated record